UUUACCUGCCUUUGAAACCUCAAAUUUUUCACUGUGUAUUUGGAGAGUGUUUACAAAUAUAGAGCUCGCGCUUCCUUAUCAAAAAGCCUGCUAAAAAUUUUCAUUUUUCAAUUGCCUAAUGUAAAUUUAUUAGAAUGCUUAACUGUCGCGCUUGUGGACAAUCGCUAGCCGGAACUGACGGCUGUGAAAGUUUCGAGAACUACAGAAUCAUCUACUGUUACUUAACUUCUAUUGAGAUAACAGAUAACGGUUUACAGAAUAACCCAAAGGUCUGCAGCUGCUGUGUGGAUAAACUUCUAGAGUUUGAUCGAUUUAGACAGAUUUGUUUGGAAGUUCACGAGAACCUCAUCCAUUUGAAAAAUGAGCCAACUGAUUUUUUAAAAACAGAAUUAGUAACCAUCAAGACAGAAGACUUCAUUAUCGAAUCAUUGGAUAACGAUGAUGAAUACGCUGUUAAUAGUGAAGCUGAUGAUGACGAUGAAGAGGACGAGGAAGAUGAGGACGACAAACCUCUGGCAUCGAUGGUAAGCAAUGACCAAAAAGCUGUCGAUACAGAUAACAAUAUCACACCUAAGCUAAAGAAGCCCCGAGCAAAAUAUGGUAGUCAGAAAAAUAAAAAGGUUAAAGAACCGAUUCCGUUGUACCAGUGUGAGCUUUGUCCAAAAACUUUUCGCGUUUUAUGGCGUUAUGAAGGGCACAAACGAACGCAUGCGGGUCUGAAACCGUUCGCGUGUGAUCUUUGCGAAAAAAGCUUCAACAAAUGGUUCAAUUAUAAGAUGCAUCACAAGCAAUAUCAUACAGAAGAUAAAAUUCGUUUACCCUGUGAUCAUCCAGGCUGUGAAUUGAUUUUCACAACAAAGCUGGGCCUUCAACGUCACCAACAGCGGAUGCACGACCCCAACUUUAAACCUCCGGAACCGACUCCUUUUGUUUGCGACAUCUGUGGUAAAACCUUUUCUAGCAACGGAACGCUAAAGAAGCAUAAAUACAUCCACACUCCCAAUGAGAUGCCAUUUAUGUGUGGUCAGUGUGAUAAGAAGUUUACAACCAAGUACAAACUGAAGGAGCACACAAUGCGACACCAGGGAGUCAAAAAUCACACUUGUCCGUUUUGCGGUGCAAGAAAGACAACGGGGCAUGAGUUAAAAAUGCACAUCAACCAAGUUCACGCCAAGCAGCGAAACUACUCGUGCGACCACUGUUCGACGAGCUUCGGCCAGUUAAGUAACCUAAAUCGACACGUGAAGAUUGUCCAUCUCGGCUUGAAACCGUACGCUUGCCAAAUUUGUGAACGAGCUUUUGGCAAAAAUGAUCACCUCAAGCGACAUAUGAAAAGUCACGACAUUCCCAAGUCAGGGGCACCGAAAGGUCAGAAACGUUUCCUACACCUGCUGGCAGAGGCUGCCGAAAUUCCCACGGACACUUUCUAAUCUUGAUUUGGUGCAAAUGUUCUAUACGGUAAGCAUUGCAUUGGAAUCUAUAACUUUAUUACUUGUUGUUGAAU
Uranotaenia lowii is the source of this 1504-nucleotide messenger RNA. RefSeq names its product oocyte zinc finger protein XlCOF6.1-like. Gene Ontology annotation, cellular component: nucleus. The coding region runs from base 135 to 1430 and encodes 431 amino acids. NCBI's taxonomy places the organism in Eukaryota, Metazoa, Arthropoda, Insecta, Diptera, Culicidae. The transcript is spliced from 4 exons. The record is from RefSeq and is a predicted model, not a curated record. Gene Ontology annotation, molecular function: zinc ion binding.